This is a messenger RNA of Pocillopora verrucosa, 1707 nucleotides long. The record is from RefSeq and is a predicted model, not a curated record. NCBI's taxonomy places the organism in Eukaryota, Metazoa, Cnidaria, Anthozoa, Scleractinia, Pocilloporidae.
UCUUGUGUCAUUGUCCUGCACGUUUUAUUGGCAAUGUAUGUGAGAAAGACUGUCAGGAUGCCCUGGGUAUGGAAAGCGGUGAUAUUUCUGAUGCACAACUCAGUGCCUCUACAGAACUGGUUCCAGAAAAAGGAGCAAAGCACAGCAGGCUACAAUCCAAGUGGAAUGGAGUAUCUGGGGGAGGCUGGAUAGCUAAAAUAUCUGACACCAACCAAUGGCUACAGAUCGAUCUACUGGAUCAGCAUUCUUAUGUUGUAACAAAGAUAGCUACACAGGGCAGAAAUCAUUAUCAUAAUCGCAUUGUGACCAAAUAUAAACUUCAGUACAGUGACGAUGGAGUUACCUUCCUCUAUUACAGAGAAGAAGGCCAAGUUACUGACAAGGUUUUUCCUGGAAACACAGACAGGGAUACUGUAGUGUCACAUGAACUAAUUCCACCAAUCAGAGCACGCUAUAUUCGUUUUCGACCGAUAGAGUGGUCUGGCUACAUAGGAAUGAGGGUGGAGCUCUACGGCUGUCGCGCUGAACGGAGACCGAGCCAAAAGAAAAAGCUAUCCUGUGACGCUAACCAGCUUGAAAUGGAAAUUUGGCCUGCCUGCCUUUGUCACAGCAUAAUUUCAUUGCUCAUGACCGCUGAAUUCAUCAUUCCAUUCACCACGGGUGCAUGCAGUGACGGCAAGUGUCCCGUUUCAUUCCAUUUCACUAUUGGAAGGAAUAUGGUAGAUGGGCACGCUCUGCUUGAUCACGUGUUUGCAACUGUCUCUGUGACCAGAGUGAUCGAUUGUUUCAGCGCAUGUCAAACCAACUGUCGUUGUAUUUCGUUCAACUUCCUGACACAUUCCAACCAAGAUAACUGUCAACUGAAUGAAGAAAACCGACAUCUGAAGCCUGGUGCUUUAAUUCCCAUGGAAGGCUCUCAGUACUACGAUCUGGAUAUCAUCUAUCAUACGGGGGCAUGUACCCAGUGUUUCAAAAGAUGCUGCAUGGCUCAGCCGUGUUUUAAUGGAGGAACAUGUCGAGAAAAUUGUCACGUGACUGGAAGACGAUUCUUGUGUAAUUGUCCUGCACGUUUUAUUGGCAAUGUAUGUGAGAAAGACUGUCAGGAUGCCCUGGGUAUGGAAAGCGGUGAUAUUUCUGAUGCACAACUCAGUGCCUCUACAGAACUGGCUCCAGAAAAAGGAGCAAAGCACAGCAGGCUACAAUCCAAGUGGAAUGGAGUAUCUGGGGGAGGCUGGAUAGCUAAAAUAUCUGACACCAACCAAUGGCUACAGAUCGAUCUACUGGAUCAGCAUUCUUAUGUUGUAACAAAGAUAGCUACACAGGGCAGAAAUCAUUAUCAUAAUCGCAUUGUGACCAAAUAUAAACUUCAGUACAGUGACGAUGGAGUUACCUUCCUCUAUUACAGAGAAGAAGGCCAAGUUACUGACAAGGUUUUUCCUGGAAACACAGACAGGGAUACUGUAGUGUCACAUGAACUAAUUCCACCAAUCAGAGCACGCUAUAUUCGUUUUCGACCAAUAGAGUGGUCUGGCCUCAUAGGAAUGAGGGUGGAGCUCUACGGCUGUCGCGAUAACUGAACGGAAAGUGGAUUACCAAAGGCACGUGUAUCAAGACUGAAUGUGGUCUUAAAUGGCUUCCUAGAGUGUUGGAAAAGUUCAGCAACUGACUAAGAAGACUGCAUACCUUUCGGCAUGAAACAAAAAAAAU